AUGCUCGUUGCUGCUGCCGUCGCUCGCUAUUGCCGCCAAGAGAUGUUUGCUGUUGUCAUCACCGAUUGGAAUCCAGAAGAGGAAGAUUGGGCAGUGGAUGGCCGGCCGGCGGCGAUGUGUGGGAGUAGUGAAGGUCCCUUGAAUAAGAAGGGGCCAUGGGGGAAAAGAGGGGAACGGAGUGAUUUCAUCGGCGAAGUGCGGAAGCAGGUGGCGAAUCGCGUCGGACAAGGGGAAAGAAGAAGGGUGCGCGUCUUUCGGCGAAGCAGAGCUCGAGGAAGUGCGUUUUUCCCGGAUUUAGGCUUUGCGAUGCAUUCUUGUGAGGUUUUGCAGAUGACGGUGAUCGUCUUCCUCCUUGAGCUCGGUAAAGGAAGUGGUAUUGGGAUGGUGAUAGUGGACACGAAGACAGAGUGACCGAGAGGAGGAGACGGAAAGCAAGCCACACUGUCCAGGGCCACUAUGCAUGAUAUUCAAUCGGAACCUUUGAUUGUAUUAAGAUUAAGAGCUUUAGCUUAAAUAUAUAAAAAAAAUUGAGGUUGUUAUUGCUAUGUCCAAGUUACAAAUCAUAUAGUUGAGAUGUUUCAGACUAGUUCACUAAUAACAUUUUAAAUUAGAAAUAA
Molecule: messenger RNA, 617 nt
Organism: Zingiber officinale
Lineage: Eukaryota; Viridiplantae; Streptophyta; Magnoliopsida; Zingiberales; Zingiberaceae
Exons: 4
Coding region: 1-411 (136 amino acids)
Source: RefSeq, a predicted model, not a curated record